ACAUCCAUUGGUCAGGGGCAAAUACCACUAGCUCUGCAUCCUCAGUCACUUUGUGCCAUUUCAUCACGUCAGAGCCAAAGGAAAGCUUGAAUAAUGAAGACAUUGGCAAUACUUGUUCUGGGACUUGUCAUCUUUGAUGCUGCUGUGACUGCCCCAACUCUAGAGUCCAUCAACUAUGACUCAGAAACCUAUGAUGGCACCUUAGGAGACCUGGAUAAUUUGUACAACUAUGAAAACAUACCUGUUGAUCAAGUUGAGAUUGAAAUAGCCACAGUGAUGCCUUCAGGGAACCGAGAGCUCUUCACUCCACCCCCACAGCCUGAGGAGGCCCAGGAAGAGGAAGAGGAGGAAGAAUCCACUCCCAGGCUGAUUGAUGGCUCUUCCCCGCAGGAGCCUGAAUUCACGGGGGUUCUGGGGCCACACACAAAUGAAGACUUUCCAACCUGUCUUCUGUGUACUUGUAUAAGUACCACCGUGUACUGUGAUGACCAUGAACUUGAUGCUAUUCCUCCGCUGCCCAAGAACACCGCUUAUUUCUAUUCCCGCUUUAACAGAAUUAAAAAGAUCAACAAAAAUGACUUUGCAAGCCUAAGUGAUUUAAGAAGGAUUGAUCUGACAUCAAAUUUAAUAUCUGAGAUUGAUGAAGAUGCAUUCCGAAAACUGCCUCAACUUCGAGAGCUUGUCCUGCGUGACAACAAAAUAAGGCAGCUCCCAGAAUUGCCAACCACUUUGACAUUUAUUGAUAUUAGCAACAAUAGACUUGGAAGGAAAGGGAUAAAGCAAGAAGCAUUUAAAGACAUGUAUGAUCUCCAUCAUCUGUACCUCACUGAUAACAACUUGGACCACAUCCCUCUGCCACUGCCAGAAAAUCUACGAGCCCUUCACCUCCAGAAUAACAACAUUCUGGAGAUGCACGAAGAUACGUUCUGCAAUGUUAAAAAUUUGACUUAUAUUCGUAAGGCACUAGAGGACAUUCGAUUGGAUGGAAACCCUAUUAAUCUCAGCAAAACUCCUCAAGCAUACAUGUGUCUGCCUCGUCUGCCUGUUGGGAGCCUUGUCUAAUUUCAGAUAAUGGUUGGCAUUAAGUUGCCUACUAUAAAUAAACCAUACUACUCUCUUCCAAAACAAAACUCAGCAUGAUACUUUGAGAUUGUGUUCUGAGAGAUGAUAUGAGUACAUAAAAUACAAUUUAAAAUGCUAUAAUAUAAUGAAAAUGUAGUAAUUUAAGAAAACACCAGAGGAGUUAGGAAUAAACCUAUAAGAUUUACAAAAAGAGCAAAACUAAGUGAUAGAAAAUAUUUCACACAUGUUCUUAUAGAUCGUGUAUCACUUGCAAGUUUUAGGAGUUCAUAUCCUAUAUAAUGUCAAGUUAAGUACAUAAUAAAGUAAAACUUUGAAAUGAACGCUUUAGGUAUUUUUGCCAACAUGUAGAUGUUUUUAAUUAAACUUUUCUCUUCCUUUUUUUUCCACUAAGGCAUGUUUAUUCCCCUAAUCCACUAAAGAGCACGAAGAAUAAAAGUUUUAGAAAAUUA
Piliocolobus tephrosceles (Ugandan red Colobus) is the source of this 1532-nucleotide messenger RNA. RefSeq names its product epiphycan (gene EPYC). Lineage: Eukaryota; Metazoa; Chordata; Mammalia; Primates; Cercopithecidae. Gene Ontology annotation, cellular component: extracellular matrix. The record is from RefSeq and is a predicted model, not a curated record. Gene Ontology annotation, biological process: bone development; articular cartilage development. The transcript has 7 exons. The coding region runs from base 94 to 1062 and encodes 322 amino acids. Gene Ontology annotation, molecular function: protein binding.